UUUAUACAGAAUUAUUCUUAUUGUCACAUAAAUCACAUGGACAUUCGGUGGAAGACUCGUUACGAAGACUCUUCCAUAAACAAUCCCAUAAUUUGUCCUCUGGAAAUCCACUUAUGAAACGUAAUUGGAAUUUCCAAGGAGUACAACACUUCUUUUUACAAGAUGUCACUGAUGGAUUAGCGCCCAAGUACCACUAUACGAUAUUGUGAAAAGAAGAAUAAUAUGCGUCAGCAUAAAAAUCACGAACUCCUACUUUCAUAGAAAUAAACGUGACGUAGCUGGGAAAUAAAAACUUUCCAGUUAUCCCAAUUUGUAUCUCUACUCAUCACUCAAUGUGUAGGUAAUAUAUAUUUUAAUUUACAUGUCAACGUAUUUUGCAUCUUCAAAAAGCCAGAGAAUUUCCCGUUGAGCUUUGUAGCAUUGUCGCGUAAGAAAAAGAACAAUACGAAACAUAUAAAUAAAUAUAUAUAUAUAUGUACACAUAUAUCUAUAGGACCAAACGUCACUGGCCAGUAUAAAGAAAUACGAUACCGUGACCACGUAUGAUUCUUUUAUACUACCAUGAUAUCCACACACAUUACCGACCUGCCAGGUAGUUAUUAUGUAGUCGAUAUGGCUCGGGGGCAAUUAGUACUAUUGUUAUGAUACGAAAAGGUAUGCUACGUGUGUACUACUCCAUUAUGCCUCAGUAGUCCACCAGUGAAAGAGGUAAGAUACAGCAAGGUCUGUGCUGGUCGCUGUUCCACCUCCAACAUUCCUUUUCCUCCUACUACACGACGUUUCUUAACAGUUCCUCCACCGCACUUGUGACUCGAUAAUCUGUUUAUUGACAAUUCUCAAUCAUCGUACCCGCGAAUCAUAUGCUAUUUCGAAUCCUCCCAGUUACCUCUUCUUUAAGCAUUGCGAUGUUAGUUAGGACUUGGAGACACAGGCAAGAUAACGUUUGCAUGAGGUAUACUAAAUAUAAUUUUUAGUGCUGUCAUUAAACUAACAUUAACGAGAAUCGCGCGAGGACUUGACUUCAUUUUGAUUAUCUGUAACAUUUAUUAAGUGUGGAGAGUGAAGAUUGUGAGUGUCAUUAAAUAAAUCCAGGUCGAACCUAUGCAACCAUGUCCAGUGAUAAUUUACAAUCUAUACAGUGCGAGGAGACAAGCAAGACGAAGACGGUGCAGACGUCUAGUCGCAGUGAAAAGGAAAAUAAUGGGAUCGAGGAAAGUAUACAGAAAUUCGGUAAUGUUCUUAAUCAAGCAAGUUCCAAGGAGGUACCUGGAAAGUCGAGUAAGUCUACACAGAUCGACUUCGCGCACUCCACGUGGAGGCUGAACACUCCGCGGAUACGGCCAUCAUCCUCUGGACAUAUACCAAAAUUAGGUCAAUACAAUGACAUGAACUGCAACAAAGACUAUCCCAUGCAGAAGCAUAAUCUUUACUCUACGCAAAGUGAAAUUACACUGUCAGCCAGAAAUCGACAGCAGAGUAGAUACGUCGCCCUGGAUAUGAUGCGGCAGGUUCCUACACCACCUUAUAGCCCUUAUUCAGGUAGUCAUUUCUCUGGAAAUAACUCCACCUGUGCAUGCUGCUGCGGUUGUCCCGGUUUCCAAGCGUCACAGUCACUUCAGAGUCAGCAUCCCGAGGAUCAGGAUGGUCCUGAGGGACUCUCUUGGAGGAGGCUUCACAUGAGUCGUGCCAAACUCAAAGCUACCGCAACGACUUCAGAAUUACUCAGUGGUUUUGCGAUGGUAGCAAUGGUAGAGUUGCAGAUAAACGAACCUACAGCAGUACCAGAAUGGCUAUUUGUGAUGUUCGCCGUGUGCACGACAGUCCUGGUCUCCGUUCACAUCUUUGCCCUGAUGAUAAGCACGUAUCUUCUGCCUAACGUGGAGGCAAUCAGUAAGCUUCAGGUUGCUCGCCUAGUGACAGAAUCGCCGCACGAGAGAAUGCGAGGUUUCAUCGAGCUGGCCUGGGCAUUUUCAACGGUUCUAGGACUCUUCCUGUUCCUGGUGGAAGUGGCGAUACUCUGCUGGGUCAAAUUUUGGGAUUACUCCUUCACAGCAGCCAUAGCCAGUACGAUAAUAGUAAUUCCAGUCCUCGUAGUUUUCGUGGCAUUCGCUGUGCACUUCUAUCACUCACUGGUAGUCUACAAGUGCGAGGCCUCGGUCACCGACAUGAAAGAAUUAGAAAACAUUAAGAGGAACCUAGACAACGUGACCGUUGGUCAGAGUACCGUAUGAUUCAAAUAAUAGGUAUACCCUGGACGCCCAUCCUCUUAGAUCCAUUGGAUUGUAUCCUCACGGUCGGUAUUCCUAGUAGUGACCAUGUACAAUCCUGUAUAAAAAUCCUGGUGAAAUUCACUCCAGAAAUAGGAGUCUAGUACACGUACACUAGCGAAUAUUUACAGAGGCUUCCAAGUAAAAGGUCAAGUGAAAGUUUAUUGUCGGACUUAUUCGACUAACUGUGCAUAUCUCACUAAACGUGAAGGCAACUCUUCCAGAAUAAGCCAGCCAAGUACAAAGCUCUUGAAACAUAAACAUAGCCGAGCGUUAUUUGUCACUGUUAUAUUACCCACUUCGUACGUGGUGGAUGUUCCCUUUCGAAAUCUAUUCGAAAUUCAAGACUGCUUUGUUGUUCGUUGCGCAUUGCUCGCGUCUACUCCGUUUCGUAAGGCUGUCACGAAGAUAUUUGCGCCAAGAAGCAAUACAGACUACUUUUACGAACAUAAUAUUACCAUUUCGAAUUACUCACGGAAUUCCGUGAGUACGCGUAGUUCCUCUACUUUAUAAAAUAAUUAUUUAAGGAUUAACGAUAAUACAACGACGAAGCCUACAUAGAGUUUCGAACAAUCACCUCAGUGCAAUAUAUCAAAUGUAUAAUGGCCAGUAUAUUAGUAAACUUCUAUAUAUGUAUAUAUUAGUAGGAACAAAUAAUGCUAUCGGAUUCGUACGAAAAAUUCAUAAUUUUUUCAACACGACCAUAGGAACACGGGCAUGUUUUAUUAUUAUAUUUAAAAAAUGUACAUGGCUGUACACAUGCAAGUUCAGAGUUUGCAGCAGUACAAGCGAGUGCUCUUAGAAUAAUAAUGAUAACUGACGAUAAAGGUAAUAAUAAUAAUAAUCGACGAUAAUAAUAAUAAUAAUUCAAUAAUGAUAAUACCAAUAACGUUACACGAUAAUCAAUUGUAUUCCGUUAAGAUUUAAUUUUCAAUUUUUAUUUAAACGUUUCUCUCCUCUUCAUUUCAUCUAUCAUAAGUCGUAAUUCUAAUGUAAUAGACUCUUUAAGUCAGCUCCAUUCCGCGCUUAGCUUAUGGAUGGGAGAAGAGUCGAGAGAAAGAGAGACUUAGUCGAGAGAUCACAGACAGAAUGUAACUAAGGAAGAUUACUUCAAUGAGAUUCUUAUUAUCGUUAAUGAUCGUGAAAUUGAACUACGUUGCUCCGUUAUAUCCGGGAGCGUUCGUCUUAACAAUGAAUCCGUCUAUUUGUCUUGGCAAGACGUAGAGAUUUUAAAAAUAUUUCAGACUCACAAAACACUCUCGCUCUCCCUCUCCAUAAACUAAGCCCGUAGUCUUAUUAGGUUGACAAAUAAUCUCUACAGUAUUAUGCUGUCGUCUCCGUAGAAAAGAAUUACCGCCGCAAGACGAUACGAAUAACAUAAACGAGCGAACGGAAAUACGAAGUAACACUAGUACUAUACAGUAGAAGCGUGCCACGGCUCUAUUUUCUUUUCUUUGAUUUCUUAAUGAUUUUCUUCACCUUACUUCAUAUGUGCUACGGAUACGGAGAGACGUGGCGACGACUUAUUAUUAUUGCACAACGCCGCGCAUUAAAAUGAAUAUAAUAAUAAACAAAAAAUUUCUUCCAAACUUCAAGUUAGAUAAUCAUAGAGUAAGGUGUGAGGUCUCAAGUCGGAUUAAACGUUUAUGUUUGUCUUAAACUGUUUUUGUUCAUGGAAAUUCGUCGCUCGCACGAUUCCAUUUUGGAAGUCCAGCUUCGGUGAAAAGUAUAAUAAUAUUGGUUCGGUUAGUGUAUAUCGGGACACUAAAAAAGAUGGCGCGAAGAUGAGAAGAAGAAUAAAAGAUAGAAUUAUAAAUAUCAGUAAUAAUCACUGUAACAUGAACGUUCGCACCAUGUGACUGUGUUUUGCGUUUUCAUCUUGUAUUUAUAUCUUAUAAUAUAUGUAUAUUUAUUCUUUCA
Cephus cinctus (wheat stem sawfly) is the source of this 4187-nucleotide messenger RNA. RefSeq names its product protein orai-2. Bases 1110 to 2231 code for a protein of 373 amino acids. Gene Ontology annotation, cellular component: membrane. The transcript has 2 exons. Gene Ontology annotation, molecular function: store-operated calcium channel activity. The record is from RefSeq and is a predicted model, not a curated record. NCBI's taxonomy places the organism in Eukaryota, Metazoa, Arthropoda, Insecta, Hymenoptera, Cephidae. Gene Ontology annotation, biological process: store-operated calcium entry.